AUGGCUCUCGUCGGGCGCUUCCUCGCGCGCGAGCUCGAGCUCGUCGUCGUGUCCGCCGGCGGCGAGGCGUCGAGCGCGUUGCCCCGGCCGGCGGCGGGCCGGCUCCUCGUCUUCCCGGGCUCCUUCGACCCGCUCCACGAGGGCCACACGCGCCUCGCGGCGGCGGCCGCCGAGGCCGUCGCCGCGAGGGACGGCGGCGCGGCGCCGACGCUCCUCUACGAGAUCUCGCUGGCCAACGCGGACAAGGGCGCGGUCGACGCCGACGCCGCGGGCCGGCGCCUGGCCCAGUUUGAGGGCGUCUCCGCGGUCGCGCUCACGCGGCGCGCGCUCUACGUCGACAAGUCCGAGCUUUUGGGGCCCUGCGACUUCGUCGUCGGCGCGGACACUGCAACACGAAUUCUCGACGCGAAGUACUACGGCGGGCGGCGGGGCUUGGAGGAGGCCCUCGACACGCUGCGGGACCGCGACUGCGGCUUCGUCGUCGCCGGGCGGCUCGACAAGCGCGAAAACUUCGUGCAGACGCACGCCGCCAUCGCCGGCGCGCCGGACGCCUACCGGGACAUGUUCCUCGAGAUCGCCCACUUCAGGCACGACCUCUCGAGCACGGAGCUCCGCGCCAAGGCCGCGGCCGAGGCGGCGCGGGGGUAA
Aureococcus anophagefferens is the source of this 648-nucleotide messenger RNA. RefSeq lists its product as hypothetical. The record is from RefSeq and is a predicted model, not a curated record. Gene Ontology annotation, molecular function: nicotinamide-nucleotide adenylyltransferase activity; ATP hydrolysis activity. Gene Ontology annotation, cellular component: nucleus; cytoplasm. The coding region runs from base 1 to 648 and encodes 215 amino acids. Lineage: Eukaryota; Pelagophyceae; Pelagomonadales; Pelagomonadaceae. The transcript has a single exon.